CGACGCAAAACCUUUCCCCGACAUUGAGGAAAUUCGAGUUGCCCAUCAAAACUUUUGCCCCCCCGCCAGGAGAGCGCUUUUGUCUCACAUCACGUGACCUUCCCUGCCUUGUCCUACCCUGUCACAACAACAUGAGUCCUUACUUGUCCUCACACCCCGCUGAGGACCACGAUGCAAAGCCAAAUGACUUAAGAGAGAAUUUCCCCUUCAUUGAAGAGGACCCGCUCACCGUCCCGUCGUCGGAAGAUCCCUUCACCAUCACCACCGCAACGGGCUUCCUCCCUCUGAGGACGCCGUUAAUAAAUCUGCCCGCUCCAUUCCUGCCACUGACCAAGCUCGCCGACGAACUUCCCGUCAAGAAGCUCGACGGUUCGCCUGGUUUGUUGGCCACCUUCCAACUCGGCCCUGUCAUCGACAAAGGCGAGGCGUUGCCAGACCUCGUCGACGAGAUCGACAGCCUUGUCACCGCUGAUGGCAAGCCGGACCUCGACGCCGUCACGGCGGUCUUCCGAGAGUAUGCCUUCAUCGCGUCCUCCUACCUUCUUGAGCCUUGCUGGGAGAGGUGGUGCCAAGGUUUGGAAGGAUACGGCUUGGGUCGUCCUGUCUUGCCCAAGGUUGUCGCUGGCCCGCUCGUGAAGACGGCGAAAAUGUUGGAUAUCCAUCCCUUCAUGGCCUACGCCGCUGCCUACACCUUGUACAACUACCGCUUCGAGAACAACUCGAUUGGUCUGGAUGAGUACAAGAACCUUCGAUUGAUCCGAGCCUUCCAGCAUGGUCUCGACCCAUCCUCAUCUGAAGCCGGAUUCGUCUUGACGCAUCUCGACAUGGUCAAGCACACCGGAGGCUUGAUCAAGGGCACGACCGACAUCCUCAACGGUAUCAGCACCGGCUCGGACCGUGACCACGUCGUCGCCGGCUUGGAAACGAUGUUGCAGUCCAUGCGUUUGAUCGAGGCGUCCAUGGAAACCAUGUGGGAGAACUCCAGACCCAAGGAUUACAACACCUACCGCACAUUCAUCUUCGGCAUCAAGAACCAAUCCAUGUUCCCCGACGGAGUGAUCUACGAGGGUCAACUCGACGGUCGGCCCCAGUACUUCCGUGGCGAGUCGGGCGCGAAUGACAGCAUCAUCCCUCUGAUCGACAGCCUGUUGCAAAUCCCCAUGCCCGCGAACCCCCUCACGGAGAUCUUGAAGGACUUCCGCAGCUACCGACCAAAGCCACAUCGCGACUUCCUGGCCUACGUGCGCUCCCGGGCCGAGGCGCUCGGUGUGCGCGACUACUUCUGCGGAAACGUGGACACCGCGGUGCUGUACCUGCGCCUGCUGGACCACGUCCGCAGCUUCCGAUGGCGCCACUGGCUGUUUGCCCGCGAGUACAUCAUCAAGCUCAGCAAGCACCCCACAGCCACUGGCGGCAGCCCGAUUGUGACUUGGCUGCCGAACCAGCUGUUGGCCGUAAUGGACCUGAUGGCGCAUGUCUGGGGUGAAAUUGGGCCGGAGGACCGCGCGAAGCAGCCCAAGUUUGUGAUUGAGAUGAUGGAGAAUGCGGCGGACCAGCGGACCAAGCUGGACAAGGAGGUGGCCAAGUAUUGCCAGGAGAGGCAAGUGCCUAAUGAGCGACUCAUCUCGACUUAGAUAGAUGCGCGGUGUUGGUGGUGUGGUGUCUGCAAGGUACAAUAGAUCUUGAGCGCGGAGUUUCUUGGAACGAAUGCAUCCGCAUC
Neohortaea acidophila is the source of this 1720-nucleotide messenger RNA. RefSeq lists its product as uncharacterized. NCBI's taxonomy places the organism in Eukaryota, Fungi, Ascomycota, Dothideomycetes, Mycosphaerellales, Teratosphaeriaceae. The transcript has 2 exons. Bases 132 to 1634 code for a protein of 500 amino acids. Gene Ontology annotation, molecular function: heme binding; metal ion binding. The record is from RefSeq and is a predicted model, not a curated record.